AUGGCUCCAAAAGUUGCAAUUAUUAUUUACUCAUUAUACCACCACAUUGCCCAAUUAGCUGAAGAAGAAAAGAAAGGUAUUGAAGCUGCUGGUGGUGUUGCUGACAUCUACCAAGUUCCAGAAACCUUAUCUGACGAAGUUUUGAAAUUAUUACAUGCCCCAGCUAAACCAAACUACCCAAUUGCUACCAAUGAUACUUUAACUGGUUAUGAUGCUUACUUGUUCGGUAUUCCAACUAGAUUUGGUAACUACCCAGCCCAAUUCAAGGCCUUCUGGGAUGCCACUGGUGGUUUGUGGGCUCAAGGUUCCUUGGCUGGUAAACAAGCUGGUAUCUUUGUUUCUACCAGUGGUCAAGGUGGUGGUCAAGAAACCACUGCUGUCAACGCUUUAUCUGUCUUGGUCCAUCAUGGUAUCAUCUUCGUUCCAUUGGGUUACGCUAAGGCUUUCCCAUUACAAACCAACUUGGAAGAAAUCCACGGUGGUUCUCCAUACGGUGCUGGUACUUUUGCUGGUGUUGACGGUUCCAGACAACCAACUAAAUUGGAAAAAGAAAUUGCUUUCAUCCAAGGUAAAUCUUUCUACGAAACCAUUUCCAAAUAA
Molecule: messenger RNA, 600 nt
Organism: Candida dubliniensis CD36
Lineage: Eukaryota; Fungi; Ascomycota; Pichiomycetes; Serinales; Debaryomycetaceae
Gene: PST3
Product: flavodoxin-like fold family protein
Exons: 1
Coding region: 1-600 (199 amino acids)
Molecular function (GO): FMN binding; NAD(P)H dehydrogenase (quinone) activity
Source: RefSeq, a predicted model, not a curated record